UUUGUUUGUAUGAUAUCACAGGUGAUGCUGGUGUCUCUGUGUGCUGGAGGUGUGGGCAUCAAUCUGAUUGGAGGGAAUCAUCUGUUUCUGAUUGACAUGCAUUGGAACCCAGCACUAGAAGACCAGGCAUGUGACCGGAUCUAUAGGGUGGGACAAUCCCGGAAUGUUACAAUUCACAGGUUUGUGUGUGACUGUACAGUGGAAGACAAGAUCUCUUCACUACAGGAGAAGAAGAAGGAGCUGGCUCAGAAAGUCUUGUCUGGAACUGGAUCCUCAUUCACUAAACUGUCUCUGGCAGAUCUCAGGGUCAUCUUUGGUGUGUGAUGUGCAUUUUAUUUCAGAAAGUAAAUAUUAAUCUAUAGUCUCAA
Molecule: messenger RNA, 368 nt
Organism: Pimephales promelas (fathead minnow)
Lineage: Eukaryota; Metazoa; Chordata; Actinopteri; Cypriniformes; Leuciscidae
Source: RefSeq, a predicted model, not a curated record